AUGGUGAGUGACAUCUACGCGACGGCAGCCUCUGCGAUAUCUUCGGCGUGCGACGAGGCCUACCAAAGAUAUCCCGCUGACCUCAGAACAGCGACCAAGGCUGAUGUCGAGGCGCACUUCAACACCCAUGGCACCGGAGAGAUCACUGAGAUCAAGCUCAUGAAUGGUUUCGGAUUCAUCGAGUAUAAGGAUGCGAUGGAUGCUCGCGAUGUGGUUCCCGGUAUGACCGCACAACAACUCCAAGCCUUCCACGGCUCGGACUUCAUGGGCGAGCGCUUGACCGUUCAGUUUGCUCGCGGUACCCGCAACCGCGAUACCUUUGCUGCUUCUGAGCGCACCGCGCCGCGUCCCAGACGUACCCCCCAUCGCAUGCAAAUCUCUGGACUUCCUGGUGAGACCAGCUGGCAGGAUCUGAAAGACUUCGCUCGUCAAUCCAGCCUCGACGUCGUGUACUCCGAGACCGGCCGUGAUCGGGAUGGCAAGGGCAGCUUUGUUGAGUUCGAGACUGCUCUGGAUCUUAAAACUGCGGUAGAGAAGCUUGACGGCCGUGAGUUCAAGGGAGUCCGGGUCACUUGUAUCGCCGAUACCCAACCGGAUAUCCCCCGUGACAGAGGUCGAUCGCGCUCUCCAAUUCCGCGUCGGGCUCACCUUGUUGAUGACUAUGAUCGUCGUGGACCACCAUCCCGUGGAUACAGCCCCCGACGGGAUACCUACCGUGAAAGAAGCCCCCCGCGCCGUGGUGGCUACUAUGAGGAUGAUCGCCGUGGAUACCGUUCCCCCCCAAGAGCUCGUGGUCCCGUUGAUGACUAUCCACCUCCCCGUGGCCGAUUCGAGGAUCCCUACCGCCGUGACUACCCACCUGAUCCAUAUGUCAAUGGCAGAGCUCCUUAUGAUCGUCCUCCACCAAGAGACUACCCCCCAAGAGAUGCUCCUUAUGAUUAUGAGAGACCUCGCCCCCGCUAUUGGUACGUUUGCCCCUAG
Messenger RNA from Drepanopeziza brunnea f. sp. 'multigermtubi' MB_m1, 981 nucleotides. The record is from RefSeq and is a predicted model, not a curated record. NCBI's taxonomy places the organism in Eukaryota, Fungi, Ascomycota, Leotiomycetes, Helotiales, Drepanopezizaceae.